Messenger RNA from Arachis stenosperma, 971 nucleotides. RefSeq names its product ethylene-responsive transcription factor ERF034. Bases 108 to 812 code for a protein of 234 amino acids. Lineage: Eukaryota; Viridiplantae; Streptophyta; Magnoliopsida; Fabales; Fabaceae. The transcript has a single exon. Gene Ontology annotation, molecular function: DNA-binding transcription factor activity; DNA binding. The record is from RefSeq and is a predicted model, not a curated record. Gene Ontology annotation, biological process: regulation of DNA-templated transcription.
UCAUGAAGAAGAAAAAGACAAACAAUUGUAUCACUCAUCAUUGUGUGUGUAGAGUAUUAAUAAUUAAACAAUUUAACAUAUCCCUGCAGCUAAGCUAAGCUAUCAGCAUGGAAAGUGAUGAUACUGAAGAAAAAUUAGUCUCCACCACUUCAAACUCCUCAAAUUCAAGCACCAUUAAAGAAAGAAUGUCAUCAAGAAGAGCAUGUCAAAUGUCCAAAAACGGCAACGAGUGCAAGAAAAUGGAGAACAACAAUGGCGACUACUACGCAGGGAUGCAUCACCCAUCAUACAGAGGUGUGAGAAUGAGGGCAUGGGGGAAGUGGGUGUCUGAGAUCCGGGAGCCAAGAAAGAAAUCAAGAAUUUGGCUGGGAACAUAUAGAACCGCUGAAAUGGCGGCAAAAGCGCAUGACGUGGCGGCUUUAGCCAUCAAAGGCCCUUCAGCUUACCUCAAUUUCCCUAAAAUGGCUCGGCGUUACCCAAGGCCAGUCAGUACAUCUCCUAAGGACAUUCAAGCUGCGGCCUCCAAGGCGGCAGCCGUGGAGAACAAUACUGAAGCUGAUGCUGAACAAGAAGAACAAAAUCAUGGCCUAAUAAUGGAAUCUUCAACUUCCACUAAUAAUAAUCAUGAGCAAGAAUCUUCAAGUAUGGAUGAUGAUGAUGAUGGCGCAUUGUUUGACCUGCUACCGGAUCUUUUCUCCGACGAUGGAAAGAGUAGUGCAUCUUCUUCCUCUUAUUCUCCUUCUUGGCAUCUACUAUUUGCAGUUGAUUAUGGAUUCAGGCUUGAGGAGCAUUUGUUGUGGGAGAAUUACUAGUAAUACUUGGUACAGAUUCUUAAUCCCAUGAAAAAUAAAAUAUACUUUACCAAAAAAUUAUUGGCUUGUAAUUUGUAAAUUGUAGUUUGCAGUACGUUCUUGCAAUUAUGGGUAUGAGUUUGUGUUUAUAACUACUCUGCAUAAAAUCAUUUAAAUGAU